CACGCUAACAGCCACACACCGCACCCACCAUCUCCAAAGACAAGGAUCCCCUCGUGUAGCCUUGAACAAACUAUUGGGAUAAUUGCUGUUGGCGAGCACCUAUGAAGACCACACGGUGGUGGGUGGCCAACACCACGCCCAUGUUUACACCCCACACCAGGUACACAUUUGAAGCUGAGGAGGCCCAAGACCAGUUGAGAUAACCCCCAUCACAAUCACAACACACAUACCCUCCAACACUAACACGACUACCACAGUCUAAUCUCUACAGCCAUGCAAGCAACCGCAACCAACCUGCCGUGGCCUGAUGGCUCACAAGGCAUCCCAAACACAACUACAACCACCACCACAAUUGCAACCACCCUCCCAGCCUGGGUGCUAGAGGUCAUGGGUGGUAGUGGUGUUGAUAAUGGUGGUGAUGUGGGCAGUGGUGGUGAUGAGGGUGCUGGUGUUAAUAGUGGUGGUUUGAUGGUGGUGGUUGUGGUUUGAUAGUGGUGAUGAUGGGUGGUUGUGGUGGUGGUGAUGGUUAGUUGUGGUGGUUAUGGGUUGUGGUGGUUGUGGUAGUGAUUGGUGGUUCCGGAAGCCCUGUCCCCUAUCCCUGACCCUACCCCGGAUGUAGGGGUCAGAACCUGGGUUGACACCUGGACCCUGGCCUCUGCUCACGGGAGGAGGGCAGGAGAGUGAGCCGGCUUUUAUGUUCCUGCGGGGCCGGUUUGAGUAGUAAUCGGAUGAGCGCGUUCCACUCGGGGAUCACUCCUGAUCCCCCCACUCCCCGCAAUCCCCUCAAUCCCCCCACAGGGCGGCGGAAGCUUGCCCGUGUGAGCUGAGCUCUCCCCGUCUCACUCCCCGCGCUGCUCCUCACCGGAGCCAUGCUCUCCUUCCCUUCUCCCGCUCUCCUCCUCAUCCUCAUCUCCAGCUCCAGCAUCAUCACAGUGGCUGGGAUCCAGUGCUACGCGUGUGUGGGCCUCUCGGAGCGGCAGUGCAACGCGCAGGGGGUCACGGCGUGCCCCCCACACUCCGACACGUGUGCCACCUUCAUCGGGGGGCCCUCCACACGAGGUGUAAUGAAGAUGUGCUCCAUGCGCGUGCUCUGCCGCGCUGCCGAGUCAGCCCCCCCCGCGGGGGUGCGCGUCCACUGCUGCCACGGCGACCGCUGCAAUGAGAAAUCUGGGGGGCAUGGCCUUCCCCGCGCGGGACCGGUCACGUGGCUACCCCCCCUCCUCUUCCUCCUCGUUCUCCUGUUGGGGGUCGCUACCUAGGUCAUGGGAUGACAGGGACACCAACUCACACCAAUGCACUCAAUAACACUCACAAAUACACACAUUAAUACACUCACUCACGAAUACACACGAACACUCAGUAAUACACAUACUUACUCAUACAUGCACUCACUAAGACGCGCACUAAUCCACACACUCAAUAACACUCACUCACACUCACACUAAUGCAUUCACACACUAACACUCACUAAUACACACACCUCACACUGAUAGCAAUACCAAUACCCGCCAUUCCCCACCUGUGCCAGGCCAGGUGCAAUUUGAGGACACGUGAAGUGUCGAAGGCUUGCUGACAGGAGGUCUCGGGAGAGACCCAGGUGCCAUGGGUUGGCUGACUGACAUGACUGGAAGAUACACCAGCUGUACCCCCUACUGUGCUAACUGCCUCCAACUGUCCAGUAGCGUCCUUCACGAGCCUUCACAGAGGCCGAUCUUGACACCGCUGGUACUCGUCGUCAGCAAGUCCAAUUAGCUCCACAUCUUCUUGUACCACAUCACUCCAUCUCUUCUCUACCCGGUGCCGCAACUGUUUAGCCCCCUCUAUCCAGCCGAACAAAAGCCGUUUAGGCAUGCGGUGGCUGGGCAUGCAGGCUACAUGACUCAGCCAACGCAGCCUUGCCUGCCAGAGGAGCUCACUGAUGGGACUUUGUCCAGAACUUUCAAGGAUUUGUGAGCUCUUCACACAAUCUAGCCUGGGCAAACCAAAUGAUGAAUCGUAGGCAGGCCAGCCUAAAUAUUCCCUACCGGUGAAAAUGUUUGUAAGCAGAGAGAAGAGAUGGCAUGACCGUGGCCAAGAAGACCCGAAGCUUCGUGAGGAGCGACAGACCAGGUAGCUUCCACACAGCGUUAUGCAGCCCAAGAAAAGAUAAUGCUACUCGAUUGAUCCACUCUCUACACAACUGUCCCAUCACAAAUGGGGAGUUGAGGGGGUGGGGUGUUUGAUGGCACAAAAUACCCAGGGAGGUGUUUAGUUUUGGUGGGGCUGAUGGUAAGGCCCCACCUUUUAGUGGCAUGCUUCAGGUUCAGCAGCAGCACCUCCAACUCCUCUUCUGAGUGAGCAGUAAUCACCAGAUUAUCAGAAAACAUAACAUGGCAUUGAUCAGCCUCCCAUUGUAUCUGUACCUGAUGGAGAUUCCUCCGGUACAGCCGUAAAAGGUUUCAUGAACUACGUGAUCGAAAAAUAUGUUAAAUCAUGUGGGAGCCAGAGGACAUCCUUGUGGCACCCCAAGGUGAACAGGGAAUGGCUCCGACUCCCAGCCACGUAGUUUUACCAGAGCCUGCCCACCAUCAUGAAGGUCCUUAAUGAUUGUGAGUCAGGGACUCGGAAAGCACGAAAAACAACCCAGAGCCCAGGCCUACUGAUGGUGUCAUAGGCCUUGACCAGGUCAAUAAAGCAAGGAUGUAGGUCUUCUUGGAAUUCCCUACACCUCUGCUGUACCAUAUAGCAUCUGUGCAGGACUGCCCUGGCCUGAACCACAUUGGGGCUCCGCAAGCCUCUCCUCAGCGUGCCUGGCAAGGCGAUGUUGUAUAAUCCUUAUUCUUUGGUUCUUUCGGUAAAGUCACGUAGGUAUAAAAUAUAAUCCUUGCUAGGACCUUUCCCGGCACACUGAGGAGGUAGAUGCCCCUCUAGUUGUUACAGUCUGUGCGGUCCACCUUAUUAAAGAGGAGGACUAUUAGGGUAUCCUUCAAAUCCAGCGGAACCCGUCCAGUGGUCCAGGAUGUUAUUAUGAUGUCAUAUAGGGCAGUCUGCGGACAAACACCACCCUCCCUCAGCAUUUAACUUGGGAGAUCAUCUCUGCCCGGCGCUUUUUUGGUCUUAGACUCUGAAACGACUUCUGUACUUCCUCAACAGAUAGCACUUCAGCCAGCCAGUCACAGGAGGUGACUACUUACAAUAUUUGAGGCACAACAGCCGCAGCAGGGUGAUCCACACUUUGUACCAUGAUGUUUUCUUGGCUGAGGAAUUUCCCCUCCCCCAAGACCUCACAUAAAUGUUUAGAACAUCUGCAAACCUGUUCUUGGGGGUCGGAGAUUGGAUAAGCUUUCUUCCCCCUAAUGAUGGUGAUAGGUGUGGUGCUAUAAGUUACUUUUCUGUUGGAGUUAAAGAGUAUGCUUUUGGUCUUUCGGUAAAGUCACGUAGAUAGGUUCAAAUAAAAUAAAAACUAAAAACUACGACGUUUAAAUCACAACACAAGCGAUCGCUUGUUUUGUGAUUGAAACGUAGUAUUUGUAAUUUUUUUUGUUAUUUUCUUUGAACCAAUCUACGUGACUUUACUGAAAGACCAAAAGAAUAUGAAUCCAUCUCCUCAGCAACCCGUGAACACCACCCACCCUUACAGCACCGCACGGCUCUCCGAACCUCUGAGCGACGGCUGCAGUAAACCUCCUCAUUCUCCGACGUGGGAUGCUGUCGAUGGUGGGAGUGGGCCUGUCACUUUUUCUUAGCCAUCCAGAACACCUCUAUCAGCCAGGGCUUCUGGGGAGGUUUUCACUGUGUACCCAAAGCAGCCAUUGCAGCUGCAUGAGCCACAGUCCUAAACCUCGCCCAUUUCCCCUUGGCAUCAGGAGGAGGGUUUGACGAUGCCAACCCCAGCUGCAAGUGAUGAUGAAAUUCUGGCUUGCUACUUUCAUCAGCUAACUGAGACCAGGCCACUGCAGGUUUGUAUGGGGUGUUAGAUAUACACCCAUUACUGGAGUGAAAGAAUGGUAGGCGCAUCUUCAGUGGCCAGAUCAGCUCCAAAGUAGGUCCUAGUGUCAAGGACAUGGGCCCGUAUCCAUUGUUUCAUCACUAUAAAGUCCAGUUCUUACUUGUGUAGAGGAGUAAAAUGGGAACGUGACGUCAUGUGUUCAGUGCGAUGACGUCACGUCUCCUAGAGUACUUAAGGGAGACCCCGUGACGAAAGCGGGGUCACUGUGGGAACGGGUAGAGUACAAAGGGUGAAGAGAGAACCAGGGGUAGAGAGGGAUCGAGUAGUGAGUCUGGGGAGAAGCCGGUGGUAGCCGAUAGAGGUGCUCUCUCUCCGGUCGGUGAAGUUGGCAGAGUCCCCGAUCCGACACGAGAGAGAGAGACUGGAGCUAGCCGGGCAGGGACCAGGACUCGGUGUAGGACCCCUAGCCCCUGGAAGUUGUGUACCCUUGUGUGUAUUUGUGAAGUCUUUAAUAAACCCUUG
Messenger RNA from Lethenteron reissneri (Far Eastern brook lamprey), 4450 nucleotides. Its product is annotated as urokinase plasminogen activator surface receptor-like. The record is from RefSeq and is a predicted model, not a curated record. Lineage: Eukaryota; Metazoa; Chordata; Hyperoartia; Petromyzontiformes; Petromyzontidae.